AUGGCUUCAUCACGCCCUCCAAAUCCAGACCAAGUAGCCACCUCACUGCCAGGCCUGACUACCCACAUCACCGGCCACGAUCCGAAAACAGGAAAAGCCAUUGUCCAGGAUUCCCGCCCGGGCAAAUGGAGUCAGUACGACGACAAGUCGAUGGGCUUCAAUGUGAUCUACACCACGUCGCAGUUCCCAGCAGACUUGAACGGCAACAAGGAUAUCAAGACACAUGACGAGGUUACCUCGAGCGGCAAGCUAGGCCUGGUCAACCCCAACGGAACGGUGUGUCGUGUAGUCGACUUUGCCCCAGGUUACGAAUGCAUGAUGCACCGGACACAAAGUCUGGACUAUGGCAUCGUUCUCGAAGGGACCAUCGAGAUGCUGCUGGACAGCGGAGACCGUAGACAGAUGCAGAGGGGAGAUGUCGCUGUUCAGCGAGGAACCAUGCACGCCUGGAAGAAUGUAAGCGAAACAGACUGGGCCAGGAUGAUUUUCGUCCUUCAAGACUGCCAGAAAGUCGAAAUAGGAGGACAAGAACUGAAAGAGGACCUGGGUAGAGGUGCCGAAGGCCUGCCACCAAGUGGAAACGAUGCCUAG
Molecule: messenger RNA, 591 nt
Organism: Exophiala spinifera
Lineage: Eukaryota; Fungi; Ascomycota; Eurotiomycetes; Chaetothyriales; Herpotrichiellaceae
Exons: 2
Coding region: 1-591 (196 amino acids)
Source: RefSeq, a predicted model, not a curated record